AUGUGUGAGGUUCAGACCGAGCUCAAUGGUCUAUGUGGACACAUCUUGGAGUGGGACGCCUCCGAGCGAUGGAAGGUGCGUUUGGACAAUGGCAGUGGCAAGAUGCUGCGCACGGAGAACUUGGAGUCCGAAGGCCCAGAAGAUGUCAGUCCGCCCGCAGUUGUGAAAAGCGCUUCUGCGGAGCGUGUGGACAGGCGCUUCAAGCCUCGUGAUCGCGUGCGGGUGACCGGACUUCAGACUCAGCCGGCUCUGAAUGGUAUCCUCGGCACCAUCAUCGCCUGGGACGGUGUACAGGAACGUUGGAAGGUGCACUUGGACGAUGGCUCAGGGAAGCUGUUCCUUCCCGCGAACGUGGAGCCCUGCAUGGAGCCGGCUCCCCCAGGUGUGGAAGAAGUUGAAGCUCCAGACAGAAGAAGCUCAGGUCUGCAGGAGAGGCCAGAGGAGAGGUCGUCGCCGAGCGCCGGCGUGUCACCGAGCGCCGGCGCGGUCGCCCCGCUGGAGCUGGGGCAACGCGUCAGAGUCGUGGACUUGAAGGCACGGCCAGACCUCAACGGUCGCCUGGGACGCAUCGUGGAAUGGAACGAAGCAGAGGAGCGAUGGAAGGUGAUGUUGGACGACCAGAUUGGGAAGUUGCUGAAAUCGAGCAACCUCCUAGCAGUCAAGGAGCCACCGCAAGACUUCGUGGCGGGCGACCGCGUCCGAGUGAAGGACUUGAAGGCACGGCCGGAGCUCAAUGGCUCGCCUGGCUGGGUGGUGGACUGGGACAGUCAGGAGAAGCGUUGGAAGGUGGUCAUGGAGGAUGGCACCGGAAAGCUUCUGAAGCCCGAGAACUUAGAGAAGCUCGUCGCGCAUCAAAGGGUGGAUCUGGAGGAGGGCAUGCGCGUGCGUGUGCUUGGCCUGCAGAAGCAGCCAGAGUUGAAUGGUUCCUUGGGGAAGUUGGUGAGCUUUGAUGAUGAGGAGGAGCGUUGGCAGGUUGUGAUGGAUGAUGGCACUGGGAAAUUGCUGAGGCCUCAGAAUUUGCAACCAGCGCCCGAUGCGCCGAUGCCUGCGCCGGUGCCUGCGCCGGUGCCUGCGCCGGUGCCUGCGCCGGUGCCCGACGCGCCAGCACCAGCUCCAACUGCUCCAUGCAUGGCAUCGCCGGAGUUGACGGCCACGCCUGGUGCGACGGCCCCUGCACGGGACGUCGCAGCCGAAGUGCCGCAGUUCAGCGGUGGACGUCUUGCCGAAGUCGCAGUGGAGGAGGACGACGCGCCAAAGGAUCGAAUUCUGCUUUCACCGAACGAUGAGGAGUCUCAAAGGAGCCUCCAUCCUGGUUCUCGAGUCAGGUGUCAAGGCUUACAACAGCAAUGGCACAUCAACGGUCAGUACGGCACUGUAGUGGCUUGGGACCGUGCGGAACAGAGAUGGCAGGUGCGCCUGGACAGCGGCAGCGGUCACUCCCUCCAGGCGAAGAACCUGCAGCUGCAAGCCUCCUCGGUGGCCGCUGGUGCGCGCGUGGUGGUCAAAGGCCUCCGCUCGCAGCCGGAGCUCAACGGCGCGGUGGGCACCGCCCGGCGGUGGGAUGUCACCGAGGAGCGCUGGCAGGUGUUAAUGGACGUUGGCGCCGAAAAAAUGUUCAGGCCGAACAACCUGGAGCUGGGACCGGAGGAGACGGGUCCAAGACCUUUGGACUCGCUCUCUGGCAAGCUGGGCUUUGCGCCGCCAGCGCGCAGCUACACCUUGCGCGCGGGCUGCCGGAUCCAGGUCUUCGACUUGAAGCGGCAGACGGAGCUCAACGGCUCCAUGGGAGUGGCCUUAGAGUGGGUACAGCAGAUUGAGCGCUGGAAGGUGGUCUUGGAUGAUGGGUCCUCCUUGUUGCUCCGUCCGGCCCACCUCACUGCCGUGGGGAAGGGCUGGGACUCCGCCUCGGCACAGACCUGUGAGUGA
Messenger RNA from Durusdinium trenchii, 1926 nucleotides. Lineage: Eukaryota; Dinophyceae; Suessiales; Symbiodiniaceae. The record is from the annotation of a GenBank genome assembly.